Molecule: messenger RNA, 711 nt
Organism: Limanda limanda (common dab)
Lineage: Eukaryota; Metazoa; Chordata; Actinopteri; Pleuronectiformes; Pleuronectidae
Gene: rhov
Product: ras homolog family member V
Exons: 3
Coding region: 1-711 (236 amino acids)
Biological process (GO): small GTPase-mediated signal transduction
Molecular function (GO): GTP binding; GTPase activity
Source: RefSeq, a predicted model, not a curated record
AUGCCACCUCACAUGGAUUACUUCCACCACGAGUCCCGAGUCCCCUCCGCCUGCGGGCUGACCCGGGAGGACGGACUGGAGCCCGGCGCCAUCAGCUGCAUGCUGAUCGGGGACGGAGCCGUGGGCAAGACCAGCAUGAUCGUCAGCUACACCUCCAAUGGUUACCCCACAGAGUACAAGCAGACUGGGUUCGACGUCUUCUCCGGUCAGGUCCAAGUGGAAGGAUCACCGGUCAAAGUGCAGCUUCUUGACACUGCUGGACAGGAGGAGUUUGAUGAGUUCAGAGCUCUGUCCUACUCUCACGCCGACGUCUUCCUCCUGUGCUUCAGCAUGGUCAACCCCGACUCGUUUCACAACAUCACCAAGAAAUGGGUCUCGGUGAUCCGGGCUCACAACCCAUCUGCGCCCAUCAUCCUUGUCGGGACCCAGUCGGACCUUCUACUGGACGUGAACGUCCUCAUCAACCUGGACAGAUCUAACGUCAAGCCCGUCCUGAGCUCCAGGGCCAGAAGCAUGGCGGAGAAGAUCAGGGCCUCGGACUAUAUCGAGUGCUCGUCUCUCACGCAAAAGAACUUGAAGGAGGCCUUUGAUGCGGCCAUCUUUGCCGCCAUUAAGAACAAAAGUCGCAAGAGCAAGAAGAGGAGGUUUUCCGACAGGCGCACCAAAGCGUUCUCCAGUAGCAGCUGGAAGAAGUUCUUCUGCUUCGUCUGA